Molecule: messenger RNA, 1503 nt
Organism: Penicillium chermesinum
Lineage: Eukaryota; Fungi; Ascomycota; Eurotiomycetes; Eurotiales; Aspergillaceae
Product: Dihydrosphingosine 1-phosphate phosphatase
Exons: 5
Coding region: 1-1503 (500 amino acids)
Cellular component (GO): endoplasmic reticulum membrane
Molecular function (GO): sphingosine-1-phosphate phosphatase activity
Source: RefSeq, a predicted model, not a curated record
AUGGGACAGGACGGGAAAGACAAGCCCGACGCGGGGCUGAGAGAUCUGAAUCAUUCAUGGGCCCAGGAGAAGGUCCGGACACCGGCCUUGGACUCAUACUUCGCCUUUACGGCCAACCUCGGCACGCAUACCUUCUUUAUGGUUUUCUUGCCGUUCCUUUUCUGGUGCGGUCAUACUAGUUUGGGCCGAGGUGCACAUCCUUGCAUCCGGCGUGUUCUUCAGCGGGUUUAUCAAAGACUUGUUGUGUCUACCUCGGCCCCUCUCGCCCCGCUACAGCGUAUCACUAUGUCAGGGUCUGCCGCUCUUGAAUAUGGGUUUCCGUCAACCCAUUCGACAAACGCCGUCUCUGUCGCGGUUUAUGCGAUCGCUCUGCUCAAUACGCCUGACUCCACUGUCACCCCGCAAACCAACGUUAUCCUACAGGGAAUCACAUAUCUUUACGUCACGUCAAUUGUGCUGGGCCGGCUAUAUUGUGGAAUGCAUGGGAUGCUGGAUGUGGUAAUUGGCUGUAUACUGGGCGCCUUGAUUGGCCUCGCUCAGUACCUCUUAGGCCCCGCUUUCGAUGACUACCUUUUAUACACCUCAUGGAAAGGAGUCAUUUGGGUCCCUGUUGUCAUUCUAGUCCUUGUCCGCAUUCAUCCCGAACCCGCAGACGACUGUCCAUGCUUUGACGACAGCGUUGCAUUCGCGGGCGUGACUCUCGGUGUUGAUGUUGGAUCAUGGUACUUUACCCAGUCAGCCCUUGCCUGGGCCGAUCCCCUGCCGGGAACUAUUCCAUAUCACUACGGAAGCCUUGGACUUAUCAAGACUGUGCUCCGCCUGGUUCUCGGCGUGCUGUGUGUCUUCGCAUGGAGAGAAGUCACCAAGCCCACUCUGCUGCGCAUUCUUCCUCCUAUCUUCCGCAGCUUGGAAAAACUUGGUCUUCUUCUGCCGCGGAGAUUCUUCACCACAGCUUCGCAAUACACAACGGUACCAACAAACCUGAAAGAUAACGAAGUCCUUCCCAAUUUCUCAGAAAUUCCCGGAAUCAUCACUAGUUUCCGACACCCACGCCGGCGGGCUAUCUCAGUUGGCCCACAAUCCGAGGCCGACGCGUACGAGACUUUGGCGUAUCGUGAGAAGCGCCGCCGGGAGAGUCAAUCCAGCAGCUAUCGCGAAUCGCCCGCCGAAGGAGAAGCCAAUGGAGAAGCCAAUGGGGCCGGCGUCACCUCGAGGAAAGGAACCAAACUAGAUGAGUACGAGGACAUGAUGGGCAAGGGAAGCCCCAACACGACACUGCUGGAAACCGAUGGCAACGUCCCGCGGUCAUCUCCCUUACCAUCUCCUGCGUAUAAUGGAUCUCGCGCAGACGAGAAGGAGGUGUUUUCCCAGAUCGAGAAGCCUCGUGUUCGUUACGAUGUCGAGGUUGUCACGAAGCUCGUGGUAUAUGCAGGCAUUCCUUGGGUGGUGAUUAACGUGGCGCCCUAUGUAUUUGAUAUGGUCGGACUCGGCGUCCCCCAUUAA